AUGCUAGACGGCGAAACGAAAACGCAAAUCAUCCGCGAAUACCGCAUCAACGACAAGGAUACAGGCUCUGCCGAGAUCCAGGUCGCGGUACUCACCGAAAACAUCAAGCAGCUCACCGACCAUCUGCGUAUACACCGCAAGGACGUUCAUUCCCGACGCGGUCUGCAGGGUAUGGUUUCGAAACGGCGACGCCUGCUCAACUACCUGAGCAACGAGGACGUCAACCGCUACCAGACACUGAUAGCUAGGCUUGGCCUCCGCCGGUAA
Messenger RNA from Geodia barretti, 267 nucleotides. The record is from the annotation of a GenBank genome assembly. NCBI's taxonomy places the organism in Eukaryota, Metazoa, Porifera, Demospongiae, Tetractinellida, Geodiidae.